Aspergillus thermomutatus is the source of this 1296-nucleotide messenger RNA. Its product is annotated as ankyrin repeat domain-containing protein. The record is from RefSeq and is a predicted model, not a curated record. Gene Ontology annotation, molecular function: protein binding. NCBI's taxonomy places the organism in Eukaryota, Fungi, Ascomycota, Eurotiomycetes, Eurotiales, Aspergillaceae. The transcript has a single exon. Bases 1 to 1296 code for a protein of 431 amino acids.
AUGUCUCAACUACCUCCUGAAGUCCACUUUGAGGUGCUGGAUCACCUCCUUUGGGCUCAGCAGCCACUAUUACAUUCAAAUCUUUGUGCGGCUCGGAAGUAUGCGUUCUCGAGCAUAGAUCAUGCCCGAAUUAUGACUGAGUAUUUCCGACACGAAAGGAACAAAAGACGCCUCCUCGACAUACCGAACCAAUCUCAAAUCUGGGACGGCUGGCUUGAUGCUAACCGAUAUGCACAAACACCUACUGCAGCUCUGGGGACAGGGCCAGAACCUGAUGUACUUACUGGGGUUAUCUAUAGUAAUUGCAUCCCAUGCUUUCAUCUCCUUCGCGAUCAUAUCCACUUCCCAUUUGAUCGCUACAAUGAUUUUGGAUAUUCAUUCCUGGGGCUCGCCCUCCUGCUUGGCCACCAUGAGAUAGCACGGGGUAUUGCCAACCGUAUUAAUAACCAGGGACAUAUUACCGGCAGGGCAAACGUCAAACUUACAGGAGGUCAAGGACAGAAGAUCAUCACACUUGCCGCGCAAACAGGCGAUAGAUUGAUCUUCGAACCUAUUCUGGACCAGAUCCAACCAGAUCUGGUGGAUUACUACAUCCGUCUAACUGUUGGGAAGCAUGAGCGAGCUCAUCUCUGCCGGGAUUCCACAGUUGCCCUUGCACACCAACUCCUUGAAGAUAGGUGUAACAUUGCUGAUGGAGUUGACAGCAAUAGUCAAGAUACCUCAUGGCACUAUGGGGUGGAAAAUCCACAUGGCACAGAAUUCAUGAAGUUCCUUUUCUGCAAUCGGACACCCCAGGUUCGCCUAGACCAACCAAACGCCAAUGGUGAAACCCCACUCAUGAAAGCUGUGCGCUCCGGGAGCCUGGAUAUAGUGAGAUGGCUGAUCGAUAUCUGUGCUGAUGUUGAAUAUGAAGGAGCCCGCGGGACUACUGCAGCGCACCUGGCUGCAGAGCUUCAAAUUAAUGAGAGUAUUACAAUGCUGGAGAUACUACUCCCUCAUGCCCAGAUUAACUCUGGUCAUCAAACAGCAGCAGGGACGAUUUUCCAUGCCUUGGUAGAUGGGGUGCGAAGUGCAGAAGGGGAACUAUCAAAUAAUACCACCCUUGGACAUAGUGCACGCAUACAGCUCCAUCAGCAGUGCUAUGACCGUGUUGACAAGAAGUACAGAGUGCUCAGAAGAUAUGGUAUAGACCAGACUCUGACCAAUGCCGCAAAUCACACGGCGGCACAGUAUGCAUUGAGUUUUGGCCUAGGGGAUCUGGCAACGUACAUCAACAGGGAGCCAGAAUGCGCCUAG